AUGGGGCGGUCCAUGGGGAAAAUGAAGGCGAAGGAUGACAUAGACCGCAGACUUGCCAAACAAUGGGAGUUGAUCACGGUGGUUCGGAACCGUGUCCGCAAGGGCAAGGAGUGGCUCAAGAUACCCCAAACAGAAGAUGGAGAGUUUAUUAUGUGUUCCAAAACCAUCCACUUCAACCACCAAGUUCUGCUAGCAGUGCUUGACAAGUUUGGCCUUGAACGUCAGACUUUGAAAGUGAAGUUCCUGAAUGAGUUUCUUGGGCACGUGCCUGACGUCGAGAAACAGCCCUACUUGGACAGUUGGCACAUUCGCAGGAUGCUGACCUUUGCCAGUCGCCGGCAAAGGGAUUGCGCCCGGCGAGGGCAAACUCCUCGGGAUUUUGGUGUGCGAUUCGUGUUGGAGAAGAUUGCAGAGUUGAGGAAGCUUGAACCACCCGCAAAGCGCAAAAGGGGGAAAACCCCGAGCCCUAGCAAAGGGAAUGACUGGGAAGAUCCCGGGGAUGACGAUCCACCAAGUGACGUUCCUAUCCCAAGAGUUGUUGAGAUUGAUGACAGUGAUGAGGGCACCCGCCCCGAAACUGUGAAGAGUUCAUCCCGCAAGAAGGCUCGAACCAAGGCAGCCUCGACCACACAACCAACUCCCAAGAAGCUUUUCAAAUCCCCCAAGAAAACAACCCGAAAGGUCACAGAAGAACGGAGCCCAAAGGAUGUCCCUGAGAUCAAACCAGACCCCACUUCCUCAUCCUGUGGGGCCUCAAAGAUGCAAAGACUUCAGCAGUUGAAAUCGGAGAUUGGGGACCUCGUGCAAAACCUUGGGUAG
Cladocopium goreaui is the source of this 819-nucleotide messenger RNA. The record is from the annotation of a GenBank genome assembly. NCBI's taxonomy places the organism in Eukaryota, Dinophyceae, Suessiales, Symbiodiniaceae.